This is a messenger RNA of Sinocyclocheilus rhinocerous, 1942 nucleotides long. RefSeq names its product chimerin 2 (gene chn2). Gene Ontology annotation, molecular function: GTPase activator activity. The transcript has 14 exons. NCBI's taxonomy places the organism in Eukaryota, Metazoa, Chordata, Actinopteri, Cypriniformes, Cyprinidae. The coding region runs from base 325 to 1725 and encodes 466 amino acids. The record is from RefSeq and is a predicted model, not a curated record. Gene Ontology annotation, biological process: signal transduction; regulation of small GTPase mediated signal transduction; positive regulation of GTPase activity.
CGCGUCUCUUCCACUUUAAGAAGGCGGAUUCGCCUCUGCACACACUGUGUGUUUAUUACGAGCUUUGAAGUGGCACAUGGAAGCGAUACAGUCAAAUCCCUGUCUCUAAAUAUGGCGAAACCUACUGGCACUGACAGCACACGGAACAGUCGGGAAGUUUUUUUGAAUUCUGCUUUUCAUUACGAUGAAGAGUAGAUGAGUUGUCACAUUUUCUGAGGAACUCUGGAGAGCUGAAGACAGGUCAGGAGAGCAGAGACUGAGAUGGAAGAGCUGUCAAGCCCUAACAGACGCCAGUAAGCGGGUAGAUUCAGUAAAUUAGACGCGAUGGCAGCGUCCAGCAACUCCAGUCUGUCGGGUUCUUCCGUCUCUUCGGAUCCUGAAGAUUAUCAGCCACCGAUAUGGAAAUCGUACUUGUACCAGCUACAGCAGGAAACACCAAGACCAAAGAGGAUCACAUGUCCUCAGGAGAUGGAGAGCAGACCCAAAUACUAUGGAAGAGAGUUUCAUGGUCUGGUUUCCAGAGAGCGUGCAGAUGAACUGCUGGCUGGUACAGAAGGUGCUUACCUCAUUAGAGAGAGUCAGAGACAACCAGGAACAUAUACACUUGCUUUGAGAUUUGGUGGCCAGACUCUGAACUACCGACUCUUUUAUGAUGGAAAGCACUUUGUGGGAGAGAAACGUUUCGAGUCAGUUCACGAUCUGGUUACAGACGGCCUCAUUACUCUCUAUAUUGAGACAAAGGCAGCAGAAUACAUCGCCAAGAUGACCACAAACCCCAUCUAUCAGCAUCUGGGCUACACCUCUCUCCUGAGGGACAAAAUCACUCAUCGACUCAACCGGACCCACUCUGAGCCCAAAAAAGUUACUUUCCAGCAGGAUGAAAAGAUCAGCCCAUCACCACUGAGCCGACGGACCACAAUCAAGGACGGACCGGAGAAACACUGCAAUUAUGAGAAGAUCCACAACUUUAAGGUGCACACCUUCAGAGGGCCGCACUGGUGUGAAUACUGUGCAAACUUCAUGUGGGGUCUUAUCGCCCAGGGCGUCUGUUGCUCAGACUGUGGGCUGAACGUGCACAAACAGUGCUCCAAACUCGUGCCCAGUGACUGUCAGCCGGACCUCCGCAGGAUCAAGAAGGUCUUCAGCUGUGAUCUCACCACGCUGGUCAAAGCCCACAACACGCCACGGCCGAUGGUUCUGGACAUGUGUAUCAAAGAGAUCGAGCACAGAGGUUUGAAAUCAGAGGGUCUGUACAGAGUGUCAGGCUUCACAGAACACAUAGAAGAUGUCCGACUGGCCUUCGACAGAGAUGGUGAGAAGGCAGACAUCAGUGCCAAUAUCUACUCAGACAUCAAUAUAAUUGCCGGAGCUCUGAAGCUUUAUUUGCGAGAUCUGCCCAUUCCAGUUAUCACAUAUGACGUCUACUCCAAAUUUAUUCAAUCUGCCAAAAUAACAGACCCUGAUUCUAGACUGGAGGCAGUUCACGAUGGUCUCCUCCAACUUCCUCCAGCCCACUAUGAGACCCUGCGGUACCUGAUGACGCACCUGAAGAGGGUCACCAUGUACGAGAAGGACAAUUACAUGAACUCGGAGAACCUAGGAAUCGUUUUUGGCCCAACACUCAUGCGGCCCCCGGACCUGAACACACUCACCACUCUCAACGACAUGAGAUACCAGAAACUGAUAGUUCAGCUCCUGAUAGAGCAUGAGGACAUCUUGUUUUAAACAGCUGAAAGAGCGUGUACAUUUUAAAAAGCAGCCUGCCACACAUUUCAAAGAUAUUAUGUUUUCUCUUUUGUGUACGAAAUUUGGACUUAUAUGCACAUUUCACUCAAUGUGUUUCAAUUCCCCAAACAAAUACUGAUAAACAUGGAGUAAAUGAACAUUCCUGCUGAAAACAGAAUUAAUUAUUAUUGAUGGGCAUUUUGUUUAAAGGAGUAGU